AUCCCCGACUGGAGAAGAAAAAAUCUCCCAACCUCAUUCAAGGUCUCUCUCUUCUCUGUUACGGCGUAUCUGAUCGGAUACUUUUCCGAAAUGAGUUUCUUGGAUAAGCUCUGGGACGACACCGUAGCGGGUCCCCGACCCGAAAACGGCCUCAGCAAGCUCCGAAAGUAUUCCAGCUUCUCUCCCUCUUCUGCUCCUGCACCGUCCGUACCGAUAUCUCGGAGCAUAACCAUCCUUCGUACCUCAAGCUUGCGUAACGGUUCGGCCGACACGGGUUCCAACCCGUCUUCUCCUGCUGGGUCCAGCGCACCCGAGUCGCCUUUCGCACCGACUACUCCACGAGGGGAUUUGAAGAAAUUCAGGAAGAAAUCUACGGUGGACAUUGCAGAACCUAAAAGUCCAACCGGCUAUGAUUGGAUUGUGAUGAGCGCUCUCGAUCGUUGAUGGAGGGCUGUGAUUGUAUCUAAAGGCAGGGACCUAUAUGAUAGAAUAAAGGAUGAAAAGAGAAUGGUACAAACGACGAGAUAUUGGAGUUUCGGAGAGAGAAAAGGGAGAGAAAGAGAAGGCGAUUUUUGUGAUAUGUAUAUAUAUGUAUCUACGUACAUUCUUUUGUGUUGCGUUUUGUAAUAUACAUGGUUGUCCAUGUGAUUUUUCUUUCUUUUCUUUUUGAGUUUUUUUUUUUCCCUAUAUAUAAAUAUGUGUAUCUAUGUAAAUAUUCUCGUAAAUACUCUCUUGUUUAAUGUAUUUUGAUUUCUAUUUGGUAAAUGAUUUUUGGGUCUUAA
Messenger RNA from Magnolia sinica, 782 nucleotides. RefSeq names its product dormancy-associated protein homolog 4-like. NCBI's taxonomy places the organism in Eukaryota, Viridiplantae, Streptophyta, Magnoliopsida, Magnoliales, Magnoliaceae. The coding region runs from base 91 to 444 and encodes 117 amino acids. The record is from RefSeq and is a predicted model, not a curated record. The transcript is spliced from 3 exons.